This is a messenger RNA of Hippocampus zosterae (dwarf seahorse), 4063 nucleotides long. It is a transcript of the gene rnf214, whose product is annotated as ring finger protein 214. The record is from RefSeq and is a predicted model, not a curated record. Lineage: Eukaryota; Metazoa; Chordata; Actinopteri; Syngnathiformes; Syngnathidae. Bases 208 to 1563 code for a protein of 451 amino acids. Gene Ontology annotation, molecular function: ubiquitin-protein transferase activity. The transcript has 6 exons.
GUCACGUGACAGGAAAAGACUUGGCUAGCGGGGAAGAGCGACGGGGAUCCGCAGCCUUAUCUUUUCAAUACCAAGUUAAACUAACCGCCAAAGUGGACGACACAAGGUUAUUUUAAAGAACAAACCAGCCCAACUUGUCGUUAAGUACUCACGUGAGCAAAACAAUCCCGUCCAGGAAAACAAGAGUUUUGGUUUCGAGUUGUUAGCAUGGAUGCUAACAUGGAAACGAUCGAAGAGUCUGCGUCGUUUGAAAACGAAACCGCGCAAGGCAUCGUCGAGCUUGAAAAAUCAGUACAGACGGAUGCCGUGGCAUCGGAUGGCGUCGCAAUGACCGACGCCGGCGUCAACGUGGCAGCGGACUGGGAGGAGCAGCUGGCGCUCAUGUUGGAGUGCGGUGACGGGCUAGCAGAGGAUUACAGCAACAUGGUCAAGGAGUGGCAGCGUGACGAUGCCGAGCGACAAAAGACGACGGCACAGCUGCAAAAAAAGAAGGCAGAGACCACCCGGCAGCAUCAGCUUCUGCUGGAGAAGCUGGACACGCUGCGAGUGAAGCUGCAGCUCAACAACUCCAAAAGCACGCGCAAGAACUACCUGUCCAUGAAGGACGACAGGGACAAGCUUUCCAGGGAUCUGCAGGAGAGCGCCGCCAAGCUAUCCGCGCUAACGCGGGAGCAGGAGGAGGAGCAGCGACGCUGGCAGGAGGAGCUGGACGACCUGAAGGAGGAGAUGGAGAAAAUAAGGCGGGAAGCCAAAGACGCCGAGAGCCGCGCCUUACGAGACCAGGUCGCCGCCGUGGAGGCACAGCGAGACGUCGCCAUGGAGCGCAUACAGGCCUGGCUCGCAGAGGUGUCCGAGUACGUGUCGUCACUGCGACCGCUCCAUCACCAGGAGAAGGCGAGCUGGGCGAGCAAAGAGGCGGCGGUGCGAAACAACCAGGCAGAGUUGGAGAAGCGAUUCCAGGAGGUUCUGGCACGUUUGCAGGAAGGGCGCGAGUUGGAGUCCCUCCCGCGCAUCAAUGUUCCGGCACUGCCGCGCAUACCCACGGCCGAGCUGAAUUUCAGACAGAUGAUGAUGUCCCAAAAUCUUGGGCCGCCACCCCAGCGAGCGCCUCAGUACUACAUGCCCCCUCAGCCCCACCUGCGUUACUAUGCUCCGCCCCCAACACCACCCGCAUACCAGGUCGUUCCAUCGACGCCGGCCGCCACCUCUUCGGGCCUCCUGGACAAGGUCCUCGACAAGCUGGGGGCGCGUUUCCCACAAUGCACCAGGACGCAGCUGACGCAUCUGCUGCAGCAGGUGAAGAGCGCCCGCGGGACCCUGGCGGGCAUUUCGGUGGAGCAGGUGGGCGAUCAGGUGGCCCUGGCGCUGGCGCGGGGCGACGCGCAGAGGCCGCCGCCCGCCCAAGCCGCGGAGCCCCGCAAGUUGUGCCUGAUGUGCCAGAAGGCCGUGGACCCCGAAAGCCGCCAUCCGUUCACUUGCGCCCACACCAUUCACAGGGACUGCAUCUGCAGAUGGAUCCAGUCUAGCGGGAACAACUCGUGCCCCUUCUGUCCCGCUAGGUGAGCGCGCUAAUGCUUGUUAGCUUAGCAUUGAAAUAUUACUUGGCGGACAUGUUUGUUAAACGUUAAGGGGAAGAAACAAUCGGAAGAUCAAUUUUGAUUGUUUUUCAUUCAUUCAUUCAUCUUCCGAACCGCUUUAUCCUCACUAAGGUCGCGGGGGGGUGCUGGAGCCUAUCCCAGCUGUCUUCUGCCCCCCGCCAGCCUGAAUUGGUUGCCAGCCAAUCGCAGGGCUGAUUGUUUUUCCAUUAAAAUCAUUUUAAGGCCACAGUGUCUUUUGUUUUGGUUUCAUAGCCAAGUUAGCAUUAGCAUAUGCUAUUAUGAGUUUUUCUCACCUUCUGCCGACAUUCUUGAACAAUCUUAACGGCGUCUCCGAGUUGCAGUGGUCGAUGUGGCGAGAACGAGUGUAUCUCAGCGUAGCUCAGCAUCGUCCUGCGGGAGUGGCGGAAAAACACGCUAACAAGGUGUUCUCAUGCUCGCCGUCAACCGCAAUCGACCGCGUGACGCGACACCCCACAGACCGCAUCCCUAAAGGCUUCACCCGGCAACCAAAUUACGCUUGUACGCUGCCCCCUGCUGGUAUCCGCUGGCCUUUAUGCGUCGUUAACGACUUUUACUGAAAGGUUGUUUUGAUGCGCAUCCAUCAUGGCCGUGGGUACAUCAAUUAAUGCUGUUGACGGCGGAGGAAGAGGGGGCGCUACCACCACCCCGUCCAGCUCAGUUUGUAGUAUCCCCCACCCCCUCCUCCCACCCGGCAUUAAAGUCCUGUCAUCCCAGCUCAGCCCCCCAGCACAGAGCUGUCAAUUAAAUGUGAUUGACUGGCUAACAGCAGCACAUAAAUACAAAAAAACAACAGACGGGAAAAUCUAUAUGUGCCUCCCCACCAUCUGCCCCCCUUCCCCACCCGACCGUCAAACAAAGUCCCGCCCCUCGCUGAACGUGCAACCAAUCAGCAGCAUAAUAGCCUCUGACCUCAUAUCAUAGUGUUGUCCCGAAAACAAGAUGCCAUUUUGCACCCGAGUUAAGCCCCCUAUUAGCGUUUAGCAUGUGUGGCUAGCAGCACUUGGCACAGGGAUGUCCAAACUUUUUGCACAAAAGGCCACACCUGGGUCGGGGGGGGGUGGAAACAAGGUUACAGCAUGGGCAUGUCUUUUUUUGUUUUUCCAUUGACAUUUUAAAAUAAAAAUAGUCGAGAGUAUCAUUUAACAUUUUUUAAAAAGGAUACAGAUAUUGUGAUAAGUUUUUUAACCAUGUACAUCAAUAAUUGUAACCAAUACAAAAAUUAUUCCAAAAAUGACACCCUUCAAUGUUUUAAUGUGUUCUCAUAAACUUUUAAAUGUUUUACAUUCAUUUUUUUGAGCACACACCGAGCCAAUGAACCCUGGUUAAGCUGUGUAUAUGCUGCAUUAUCAUGUUUUGUUCCCAAGCAAACAACUUGUCACGUUAGCAUGUUUUUAACAUGUUUCCAGUUUAGCAGCUAGCCACAUUAGCAUGCUGUGUGCGUAGUUUAUUGAACUUGCGGUCAUGUGGUAAUGAGUCGUCGUCAUCAUCCUUUAGCGGCCGGCCAACGAUUAUCAAGCUAGGCCCUGCUGCUGGAUCAUAAAAUGAAAACUGAACUCAAAUCUUUUUGUGCUCAAUGUGAAAAAUGUUCUCACCGUCACAAAUCUUUGAAAAGUCCACCGAGACGUUUGGUUAGCCGCUAAAUGCCCGAGAUUGAUGCUCCAACCGGAUUGAGCUCCACGCUCGUUUAAAAGGCGUCAAAAAGGUCCACUUAGCAGGCUCAAUUGAUGAUGUCUGCCUGGCAAAUUGGCCUUUGAUGCCACCCCCUGACUGAACCCCACCCCCCACUCCCACGAGGGGGUCUAAUGGGUGCUGCCCUAAUGGCGCCCUCCAUCACAUGCGAAUAUGAAACGUGACAAUUAGCCAAACGAGCUUUAGCGUUAGGGGAUAAAAAUAACAUGCUAGUUUUCGACAUCGACACCUGUGGGGGCUCAGGCGUGGGGGGGGGGGGCUGUUGCUCACAAUUCAAGGGGUGAUAAAUUCAACCUCAUCGAUUGGACAGCACUUAAGAGACCAUGUAUUCGGUUAAAGGCUACUUGUGAACUUGUGUGUUAAGAGUGACUAAAAUGCUACAGACUGGGAUAUGCUAUGACAAUAAAAGAAAAAAAAAACAAUCACGAAUUAAAUGUGAAAUUAAAUAAUGGGAAUGAGUCACCCAAGCUAAAUGUCAACAAAUAACUUACCUGCAUGAUGCCAACAAGGUAACGUGGGUGUGCUGCCAGCCUGGCUGUUUGAAAGUGCUCUAUAAAUACUGUUGACUUGAUAAUGUAAAACAAUUUGCAAUAAGAGAAUAAAUCAUGAGAAAUCAAAAUAAACCUUUAAUGUAUUUUUGGUAUUUAAAAAAAGCACUCGCAUUUGCUGCAACAUUUCACCUCCUUUGCUUCAUUUUGAUGACCUCAAAACACCUGCGUGACAUCUAUUCAUUUUGUCAUACAUCCGGUGAGCCA